AGGCACAAGUGUCCUGAUGCUUUCGGUGUUUCGUUUAAAUAUAACCCCUCACCGCAACAGUCAACAAUACUACCCUGGAAAAGGGUGGGCGAAGGAAGCCGGAAAACGCAAAGCCACUGUAAACCAAACAAUCAACCACUCCAACACCUAUUAGCUGCAUAUACUGUGCCCAUUUGAAGGCAUCGUAUCGCGUGGUUCAACCAAACAAAGGAAUUUUAAAAAGAUGGCGAGCACAACGGUAUUAUCCGCCAAUUCGUCGGAGGAGGAAGCAACACUGUCUGAUAUUUCCCACAAGAAAGGCAAACGAAAACACAACAACGAUCAGCAUGAUUCAUACCAGCCGGAAAGCAAAAAGCCCCACGAAACCGGUGCAGAGGCCGGAUCGUUUGCAAACUUUUCCGAUAAAUCGGUACGCAUCAUGCAACAGAUGGGCUACAAGGCUGGCACCGGACUGGGUAAGACGGGCCAGGGCCGUGUGGAUCUGAUCGAAACGUCAUCACAGAAGGGACGAAGUGGUUUAGGAAUGAAACUGAACGAGCUAAACACAGCAGCCGAUCAGUGGGACGGUACAGCGGAGGAGUUAAAAAUCCCGGAAAUUUCUACCUUUCUGAAGAAUGCGAAUGCGGCUGCAGACGAUCCAGGCAUCACGCGGGAACAGCUGGACGCAUGGAUAAAAGUAGGCCCGCGCAAGUUGCAAAUCAACGACGAGCACAAAUACUGCGAGCGUGAGAUUUUGCAACAAAUUCUAGCGAGUAAGUCAGUGUUCGAUAACCUCGGUGCAGAUGAUAUGCGCAAAGCGCGGUCCAAGUCAAACCCGUUCGAGCUGAUUAAAAGCAACAUUUUUAUCAACCGUGCCGCAGUCAAGAUGGCAAACAUGGAUUCGAUGUUUGAAUUCAUGCUUACUAAACCGCUUGACCAGAACAGCAAACCGUUGGUUAGAGAUAACGAUCUGUUUUACUUCGCGGACGUGUGUGCCGGACCGGGCGGAUUCUCCGAGUACGUGCUGUGGCGUAAUGGGUGGCACGCGAAAGGGUUUGGCUUUACCCUGAAAGGGGCGUGCGAUUUUCGGUUAGACGAUUUCACGGCGGGGUCGCCAGAAACGUUUGACGCGUACUAUGGACCGAAGGAGGACGGUAAUAUUUUCGAUCCGGCCAAUAUUGAGGGAUUUUCCGACUACGUUAUGACACAGACGGAAACGGGUGUCCAUCUAAUGAUGGCGGAUGGAGGAUUUUCCGUCGAGGGGCAGGAAAACCAGCAAGAGAUCCUUUCGAAACAGCUCUAUCUAUGUCAGAUGAUCGUGGCGCUUGCGAUCGUCCGACCGGAAGGACACUUUGUGAUGAAAGUGUUCGAUCUGUUUACACCGUUCAGUGUCGGGCUGGUGUAUCUCGCGUACCGGUGCUUCCGGGAGAUUUCCAUCUGCAAACCAAACAGCAGCCGUCCGGCCAACUCUGAACGAUACCUCGUUUGCAAGUGGAAGCUCCCAAAGACAGAUCUCAUACAGCGGCAUCUUGAGGAUGUAAACAGUCAGAUGUUUAACAGUAGCAAGAAAAACAUCGACACACUCGAGCUAGUAUCGGAAGAAGUGCUGCAUGAGGAUGCCGCAUUUUUCGAGUACAUCUGCACCAGCAACAACACUAUCGGGGCGAACCAGAUAACGGCUUUGCUGAAGAUAGCGGCAUACUGCAAAAACCGUGACCUCGCCGAAACGCGCCAGAUGGAGGUGAAGCAAAAGUGUCUAUCGCUGUGGAAAUUGCCGGACGGGAUUCGGAAGUUUGCCAACAAGGGUGACCCGGACCAGUAUGUGGCGAAGCUGUACAAGGAAUGGAACAGCCUUACCAAGGAGGUGUGCCAGGUAGAGAAAAAGCUGCAAAUCCCGGACCUGAAGAUGUCCUUUCCGUCCGCGUACGAUUGGUGCUUCGUGCCGAUCGGUAAUACGGAAAACAGUGGCAAAAACAUUCGCACAAUACUGCUCGGCAAGGGUGGCAAAGAGGUGUAUAAGUUUGAUCCGAAGCAGUGCAGCUGGAUACCGAUGACGGAGGUGGCGAUCGAGCUGCCGCACGGUACGAUCAUCUACGGGGAGAUUGUGCGAGAGCUGCAGGGUCAGGGAAAAUCGCAGAUCGUCAUCAACACGCUGCAUAUCAUUGACGGGUUGUUGCUUGGUGGGGAAAACAUUCGCAAACUGCCACUCCGGCAGCGAAUGGCACGAUGUCAGCAGUUUGCCAAAGCGCUCAACAAACCGCUGAAGGGCAUCAAUUCGGACUGCACAAACGGUAGCGCGGUGACGGUACAGAUACGGGCGAAGAAGUUGUACGAUCUAUGCGAGAUCGAAAAUGUCUUCUUCAAAUCGUUGGAAACGUACAACUUGAAGACCGGACCACCAAGGUUGGGUUACCGGCUUCGGAACGUGAUCGAUGCGGACCGUUUCUACGUGCCGUAUGGGUUGCUGUUUUUAAAGGAGAUCAAACCAGACUAUCUGAAAUCACUGUCUACGAAACAUAACAUGUUUUAUUACUAUCAUGUGAAAACCAAGGUUUCUAAGUAUCCGGAGCAGUUUGAUAAUCAUGAGGCGGAAACGAUGGCCAUGUUUGAGGAAACGUUCCAUUCUCGCCUGCUUUGGAAGUGGGAAAUAGUGCACCAGGUCAAUCCGCAAGUUACCGAAGAAAAAUCCUCGGAUAGUGUGUACCGGGUGGACUUUAAGCAGUAUCUGCAAACCAACUACGGACAAAGAGUUAAUUAGACCUCUAGAACGUGAAUGUCUCAAAUGAAAAGAGGAAUUGUUGGCACACUAUUGAUAGUUUACUUCAUUGUCUGUAUAGACAAGUAUAGAACUUAAUGUCUUAAUGUAGCUACAAAGCUACACAGUUCAUAGCUCCUCUUCCAAGCAUUUCAACGUUCUUCUUCUAUAUCGGCUCAAGAACCGCAGAAGGUGUAGGCCUGCCAUUUCUGGGACUUAUGUGAAUUUAUUUACCCAUGCUGGAUAGUCAAAGAUAAUCUGUUGUGUGAAGACCUGCGCCGCUACCAUCAUGCCGCCCAACAACAUACAUGGGUAAAUUUAUAAAUCAAUCAUCUUCAAUUGAUAACGCAGUUGGUACAAAAUAGCGUCAUCAACAAUUAAUUAUAUAAGUGAAUGUAAUUGAGUUUUAUUCGUGGAUUAUCCAAUGUAACUAUAUGUUCUAUGUUUAGAAAGAAUUGUCAAACAAUGGGGAAUAUGCACUUGUAAUAAAGUGUGUAUAUUUACCUGUAGGCAGCAAUUUCUGAGAUUGUAAAGAAGUUACUCAUUAAGUUUUAAGUGUUCUAUGUGUAUGGUUCAUUUUCCAAACUAUUUCUUAAAUAUAUAAAUUUGUAAU
Messenger RNA from Anopheles moucheti, 3347 nucleotides. It is a transcript of the gene Cmtr1, whose product is annotated as cap-specific mRNA (nucleoside-2'-O-)-methyltransferase 1. The record is from RefSeq and is a predicted model, not a curated record. Gene Ontology annotation, molecular function: nucleic acid binding; methyltransferase cap1 activity. Bases 224 to 2737 code for a protein of 837 amino acids. NCBI's taxonomy places the organism in Eukaryota, Metazoa, Arthropoda, Insecta, Diptera, Culicidae. Gene Ontology annotation, biological process: 7-methylguanosine mRNA capping. Gene Ontology annotation, cellular component: cytoplasm; nucleus. The transcript is spliced from 3 exons.